This is a messenger RNA of Phaedon cochleariae (mustard beetle), 2414 nucleotides long. NCBI's taxonomy places the organism in Eukaryota, Metazoa, Arthropoda, Insecta, Coleoptera, Chrysomelidae. The record is from the annotation of a GenBank genome assembly.
GCAGAACAACAAUUUUGACGUAUGUAAAAUAUUUUCAUUUUAUUCUGAAAUUAGGGCACCUUCCUAGCAAAAAUCCUCGAUGAUGUAUCAUCCAAAAAUAUACGAGUAUUACCUUAACACUUAAGUACUGUCAAACCUUCCUCAAAGUUAUUGAACAGUAAUAAAACAUUCUUUCCAAAAUGUUUUAGUUGAACCCGUUGAAAAUGGAACUGAAGGUAUGGGUGGAAGGCAUCCAGCGUAUUGUUUGUGGCGUUAAUGAAACCACCACUUGUCAGGAUGUGGUUUUUGCCUUGGCACACGCCACAGGCAAGUCUGGCAGAUUCACAUUGAUAGAGAGAUGGAGGAACAAUGAAAGACAACUAUCCCCCAAUGAAAAUCCAAUGAAAAUCAUCAUGAAGUGGGGGGAAUAUUCCAGUGAUGUCCAAUUCAUCUUGCAGCACAGUGAUAGCAAUAAAGUACAACAAAAGCCUAAGAUUUCAAAUAGUAGCACAACAACACAUUGCUCCAAUACUUCAGACUCCCCUGAAAGGCAAAGAUUAGGUUUUGGCAGCUAUGCACCCAGCCCAGAGAACAUUGGCAUAGUAAGGGGUGUUCCUCAGAUGAAACCCAUGUCACUGGAAGUGAGAGAGAAUUACUCAAGUUCCCCACAUUCCUCUCCAAAAAAAAGCAGUUACAGUGGGUCAGAUGUUUCAGAUUCUCCUAGUCAGAGCAGUCAUAGGGUUGCUCCUCCUUACAAGGAUCCUCCUGCUCCACCCCCUUACAGAGAUCCACCCCCUCCCAAUGCAGCUGUGAAUCAUGACAAAUAUAAAAAGGGGUUGUUACAGGAGGCAUCAAAAAAUCAUAGAGAAAAAGAUGAUGGUAGAAAUAAGUUACAGGAAAAUGUAUUAUAUAAUGCUCAGUAUAGGGAACUGAUUUCCUUGAUAAAUUUCCAGAGAGAUAAGUUGUCCAGUCAGCAGGCUGAUAUCACUAAAUAUGAUGCUGAAAUAGUGUUUCUAGAAGGUAAGGAACGUGAAAAACAAAUGCAGCUAGAUUUUAUAUCCCAAGAACUGAUGACCAUAUCAAAUGUCAGCAAAAAUAAUCAAGAACAAAUCCAAGCUUUGAGUUAUAUGGAAGAAGAGAGUGAAAUAGUCAACCAGCAAGAAAAAACCCUGCAGUCAGAAAUAACCCUGCUUCGUUCCAAACUGGCCAAUUGUGAAACUGAGUUACUACAAUGCAAAAAUAAAAUAAGGUUACUUAUGGAUGAAUUACAUAUUGAACAAAGAGCUCAAGGUCGGAGAUCAGAAUCUAGGAAACAACUGGAGAGAAAUCUGCUUGUGGAAGUGGAAAGACUCCAAAAAGACAUAGAGUUGGCUAAACAGAGCACUGAUCUACACCACUUAACAGCUGAAACACUUAAAAGAGAGGUUGUCUCAUUAGAAACGGCAAUUUUCGAAAAGAAAAGGCAAGUAGAACACCUAGUCUCCGAGAUGAAGGAGGCAAAUUUGCAAAGUCUCAGUAUAGCACCUCCUGAAGAUAUAAGACAGAUAUUGGAGGGCCCCACAAAGGCGGGCAGUACUAGAAAAAUGAUCGGUUCCCCUCGUCAACUAGAGAAUGCGGUACCCACGAAUAAGAAUCCACAUGGUGUUUGGGUUUAGAAAAUAAGAAUUUGAUGAUCACUGUAUUUAUUUUCGUUGUCGAGUUCUGAUGAGUUCAAUUCGGGUGUUUCAACUCUACUUCUACAGGUUUUUAUGUAGGAACUUAUUUCAAUAAGACAAGGUGAUCCACGGUGGAUGGCCUAUUAGAAGUAUCUGGAGAACGAAAAGACAGUACAUUCUGAAAAUUGUAAUGCUUCGAUAAUUGAACACACAAAGUCAUCUUCAUAAAUUUUAAUGAUUCCUGUUUUCCUUUGAAAUUCCAGUCUACCAUGAGUUUGUAUGGAGUUUGACCAGAGACUAAGUAGUGUCUAUAGAAAUUUGUUGAAAAAUCAGUUAUUGAUAAUAGCAAAUUUUAUUAUCGGAUUCCCACAAAAACUGUCCCACUUUUUCUGUAGGAGUAUUCACCAAAUUUGCAAUAUGAAACGUGAAAUAAAUCAAGAGCCGACCCGGAUGAAGAUGCUCCUGCUACUUAAAAUAGAACUUUCAAAACGGUAAAGUGAUCAAAUCAACUUUGCAAUACUGCAAUACUCAAUGUAUAUCUCAAGAACAUAUAAAUGUUCAAGUUUCUCAUAUUGUUUAGAUGAAUUUAAUUUUAAUUUUUGUACAUAGAAUCACCCCUGAAAAUUAAUGACUGUAUAUCUCGAGAACACCCUGUAUUUUUCAUUUUCGAAGUUAGAUGAAAGAUUGUACUGCAUUAAUCUUUGAUCAGUCUAGUGAUAAAAUAGUAGGGAAAUAUAUCAAAUAGAAUUUGAACAUAAAAUUUAAGUGCAUCACUUCCGA